AUGAUUUCCAUUGACGAGAGUGGGGAGACUGUCGAGAAUGCAUUGAAAGGCUUUGCCGAACGUCUAGCGAGUAAAGGGCGUCAUUUUGGUUUCAUACUUCAAGAAGGAGCAAAUGUACCGUUGACAGAAACAACGUUUGGUCCAGCUCCGCUGGGUUCGCCAGUGGUGUACCAGCAGUCCGACAAGCCAGCACGUCGAGAAGUGUGGCGGUCACAGAACAUUAGAGCAGCAACAGCUGGAAGUGCCGUGCCAACAGAGGUCACAUUGUUUGCGGACACUGUUACCCCAUACAGAGUGCCAGCACUUCUAGACAAACACCAGGCAGAUAUAUUGAAGGACAUCAUUCUCACAAAGGAAGAGGCUACAUGUCUCGAAAGAAACACACGUCAGCAGGCUAACAGUCACGCCUGGCAUUCUGCAAGACGGUGGCGCCUUACUGCGUCAAAAUUUGGCCAGGUUUUACACCGUAGCGAGUGGACAGAGAAGGGCCUGACUAACUUAACUGCGCAACGUGAUCUGUGCAGGGUGCGGGCUGUGGCGUAUGGAAGGGAAAAUGAGGACAUUGCAGCACAGUCUUAUGCGGAUCUCAUGAGACGGGUUGGGCAUGAUAUAGUGCUGUCUCCAGCAGGCAUCAUUGUUGACCCAGGCUGUCCUUGGCUCGGAGCCUCACCAGACAGAUUUGUGUACGACCCAACUGAGCUCACACCACAUGGUGUGCUUGAAAUCAAGUGCCCCUAUUCACUUCGAGACAGUGAGCCCUCUUUGGCCAAGGACAAGAUACCAUACUUGUGCUUCAAUGAGCAUGGACACCCAAAGUUAAAAAGGGAUCACAAGUACUAUUUCCAAAUACUGGGACAAAUGGGUUUGACUGGUUGUGAGUGGGGAGACUUUGUUGUUUGUUCGGAAAGGCGGGUAGCGGUCGAGAGAAUCUACUUUGAUUUGGGACGCUGGAAAGAUGUUUAGGAAUCACUAGGGACCUUCUACUUCAAUGUUAUGCUUCCUCACUUGGCAUCACAAGCGCAAAGAAAAGAACAGGCCACACAGUCUGUUUAAUGUUUGUGUUUUGUUCUACGUACUGAAUAUAUUGUAUAUGCUGGAGGAGGUUUGCCAGUGAUAGGUUUUACAACAACAAAAUCUAUACAGUUCGUGCAAUUUUUGCUAGAUGGUUACAGCUAAAAUGUUUGCACUGUGAUAUUUUUUGGUAGUACUUUUAGGUGUUUAUUAUUUAUUUAUUUAGUGUGUCCUCUGUGUAAUUUUAAAUGUUCUUCUUCUUCUGUCAGUUUCGUUGGUGAUAUUUUAAAUGUUUGUUGCAUGGACCAGUUCAUCUCCUUUUCUUUGAUGGAGUUUUCAGAGACGUAACAGCUAAUUUGAUACCUGUUCUUUACAUUUUUAUCAUUUAGAAUAUCUCUUGCAAUAUUUCCAGCUGUGACAGCUGUUUUCUAAUGAAAAAAAAAACAGCAUAAUGGAGCUGGGUGAUUAUUUGUUAGGGAUUUCUUACUUCCUUGUUAAUCGUGUGUCAUCAGUGUGUCAUUCGAGCACAACAUCUUGUGAUAUCUUAUACAGUAUGGGACACAUGUUCAUCAUUGUCUGUGAUAUAUUACCAUGAUGUUAUGUCAUAAAUACAGUUCAGAUUUACAUGCAGCUCAAAAAAGGAAUACAUCAGGUCAGGUGCCUUCGAUAUUUCGAAGAGAUACUGUUUUUCAACUGUGAACUGCCCUCAUCAUUGUCACUGUACUUAAAGCAUUGGCAGAUUAUGUGCUAAGGAAGUGUUAACAUAGAGUCCCCCAACCCUUUAAAUACAAUGUCAAUGAUAGGAAAAGCACCCAUUAGAAGAAGAGUAUCUGCUUGGAAUAUAGUCAGUUCCCAACCCGAGGCUUUUGCUCCAACCUAGUUGGCUGCAUUGCUGGAAUGAAGCAAUAUCCUAUAAAAUGCACAUAUGUGCAAUGUUGUGUCGGCAAAAUACCUUUAUUUCUGCCUGGCUUUUGGUAUUUCUCUUCAUGCAAGUUUUAUACAUGGCUACUUUAGAAUGAGAUGCACAAUGUGUUUCCUCUAUGCAGAUGGUGUUGGGUCUGUACAUUGUUACCAUAUAACCUACAAUUCUCCUUCUGGUAUUUUCACCACGUUACCACGAGCAGUGAGGUAGAGUAUCACUCAUUGAGGUCAACACAAAAGUGUGUAAAAUGCAAAUAUCUCAGUUUAUUUAUCACAGAAGUACGCUGAUGCAAAUUUAAUGCACUGUCAAUCAUGUCCAGAUCCUGUAUAGCACAAGUACAUAAAAAUUGGUGGCUUUACGUCGCAACACAACU
Messenger RNA from Ornithodoros turicata, 2306 nucleotides. RefSeq lists its product as uncharacterized. NCBI's taxonomy places the organism in Eukaryota, Metazoa, Arthropoda, Arachnida, Ixodida, Argasidae. The record is from RefSeq and is a predicted model, not a curated record. The transcript is spliced from 3 exons. The coding region runs from base 1 to 963 and encodes 320 amino acids.